UUCACAUUUCCUUUCCCCUUUAACAAAAAACAAAAAGCUUCACCUUCCAUGGCCGGAAAAAGAAAAGAAACUUGCAGUCCGAUGAGCAGUCCGGUCUCCGACAACUCCUCAAAAGACCAAGACAGAUUUCUUCCAAUCGCCAACGUCAGUCGCAUCAUGAAAAAAUCCCUCCCUGCCAACGCUAAAAUCUCCAAAGAAGCAAAAGAAACCGUUCAAGAAUGCGUGUCGGAGUUCAUCAGCUUCAUCACCGGCGAAGCCUCCGACAAGUGCCAACGGGAGAAGAGAAAGACCAUCAACGGUGACGAUCUUCUCUGGGCCAUGACCACUCUCGGAUUCGACAACUACGUUGCUCCUUUGAAGAUUUAUCUCAACAAAUACAGAGACACUGAAGGAGACAAGAACGGUAAUAGUCCGAGUUCUAAUCACGCCGGAGUUUAUUCAGAUCACGCCGGAACGGUGAUCGGAUAUGGAGGUUUCACGGGGAGUAGGAUAAUUCGCCAAGACGGAGAUGAUGGGAAUGGUAGUACAGUAAGCAUGGCUGCUCACCUUCAUCAAAAUGGUGGUUUUGGAUGGUAGAGCCCUAAAUUUAUUGACAAUUAAUAUUUAAUCUAUUAAUUAAUUUUAAUAUAUGAGAGA
Carica papaya (papaya) is the source of this 636-nucleotide messenger RNA. The record is from RefSeq and is a predicted model, not a curated record. NCBI's taxonomy places the organism in Eukaryota, Viridiplantae, Streptophyta, Magnoliopsida, Brassicales, Caricaceae.